AUGGUUGUGUUAGAUCUUCCCGUGCCUUCAGUAUCGUUGCCCGAGGCUCCCAAGCCAGAGCCUACCCCUGCUGAGCCAGAGAACAAUACCCAUGAUGCCACCCCGCAGCAGCCACACCCCCAAGAGCCCCCCGUUCCACAAGCUUCUACACCGGCUAGGUCGCGUGCUACAACACGGAAGCCUUCAUUUGGCGAUCCGGAGGCAGACCCAUGGGGGAGCCCAGAUCUACACCGCGGUCACAAUCAUCCAGCAUACACUGCAGGACGCACUCAAAGCAACGGUAGCAACAUGCCUAGCACGACAAGAACCACGAGCCAAUUUACUACUAGCACUGCCACUCUAGUCGGGAACCGCCCCACUGACCAAACCUAUCCCCGUCCCAGCUCCUACGGCAGCGAGGGCGGCUGGGGAGGGUACAAUGGAAAUUCAAACCCGGGCUUUUCGGCUCCUGCUCCAGAAAGAGAUGGAUUCGGCCAGCCCUCGCCAUCGGGCAGAGAAAGUGGGGCGGAUCCUAUGAGCGGCAUAGGCAGGUCUUUGGGCGGGGGGCGUACCGCAGGGACGGGUCCCGAAGAGAAUAUAACGAUCACAACAAUUGCCGAGAAAGAGGGCGUUUUUCUUUUCCAACACCGGAAUUACGAGGUCGCCAGCACGCGGCGAAAUAGCAAAGUUGUCCGCCGGUACAGCGACUUUGUUUGGCUUUUGGACUGCCUACACAAGCGAUAUCCGUUCCGUCAGCUCCCUCUACUACCCCCCAAGAGAGUCGCAAUCAAUGGCAACUAUAUAGCUACCGACGCGAGUUUUGUUGAAAAGAGAAGGAGAGGCCUAGCACGAUUCUCCAACGCGCUGGUCAGACAUCCUGUGCUGGGCCAGGAACAGCUAGUCAUUAUGUUUUUGACCGUGCCCACGGAGCUUGCUGUAUGGCGCAAACAGGCGAAUCUUUCUGUCCAAGAGGAAUUCACUGGAAAGUCAUUACCACCUGAUCUAGAGGAUUCCCUUCCCAAGACCUUGCCAGAUCUUUUCGACACGGUCCGCUCAGGUAUCCGUCGUUCCGCAGAGACGUACAUCAACAUCUGCAAUAUGAUGGAACGAUUGAGCAAACGAAAUGAAGGGAUGGCGGCCGAGUACUCUCGCUUUGCGAGCGCUUUACAAGUUCUGACGGAGUCGUCCAAGGAUACUUAUGCGGUUGAAACAAACGAUGUGCCACUUUUGAAUGAAGGGCUAAAGUCUACCGCCAAACAUCUCGACCAAUCUAGGGCGUUGCUAGAGGAUGAAGCAAGGGGUUGGGAAGGGGGUGUUCUUGAAGACCUGAAGAGGCAACGGGACACGCUGGUCAGCAUGAGAGACAUGUUCGACCGGAGAGAGAAAUACGCGAAAGACAAUAUCCCGUACCUGGAGCAGAGGAUAUCAAAGAACGAACAAAAAUUGCAGGGCAUUCGGAGCAAAGCGCCUGAAAUGAUUAAGCCCGGGGAGGCAGAAAAGGUCGAGGAAGCUAUUUUCAGGGACAAGGAAAGCAUCGUGCAGCAGCACGCGCGGGGCGUUUUUAUCAAAGAGUGCAUUCGCGACGAACUUCUUUUCUUCCAACAUAGUCAGUACCACAUCAGUCGGUUGCACCAGGACUGGAGCCAGGAACGCGUCAAGUACGCGGAGCUGCAGGCGGAGAACUGGAGAGCACUGAGCGAGGAGGUGGAGGGAAUGCCUUUGGGCGAUUAA
Molecule: messenger RNA, 1710 nt
Organism: Periconia digitata
Lineage: Eukaryota; Fungi; Ascomycota; Dothideomycetes; Pleosporales; Periconiaceae
Source: the annotation of a GenBank genome assembly